UGUGUGUGUGUGUGUGUGUGUGCUGGGGCGAUUGUGAAUUCUCCUCGCGCCCCUCGUCAGUUCCCAGCCAAGCGGAUCCCGUGAUCGUGCGGGAUCCGGCCGCGGGGGCGCCCUGUGCGUGCCAGCCUGUGUGUUUGUGUGCGUGCGUGUGAGUGUGUGAGAGGGAGAGAGGGGGAAAGCAGGAGGGAGGGGGACCGAGAGACAGGCAGCCACCUCUCGGCACCCGACUGCGGCAUCACUGCCCGAUCGAAGCCCCCCAGGACAAAAUCGCAAACUUCUGGAUGGGGCCUUCCGCGAUAGAGACCCAUCGUCGCUUGGGGGUCGCGUAGUCACCGGCCCUUCAAGAAGAUAACCACCUCCCUUAAGAAAGAGGGAAAGGGUGACAUCCCAUCCCACUCCCAGCCACCCCUUGGAAGGUUGGAGCGAGAAAAGAGAGAUAACUAAGAAUAAAAAGCAGGAAAGCGAUGCAGGUGCGGUGGAAGAGCAAGGAUCUCAAAUCUCCGGUGGGAUUCUAACAGCAAGGUCCUUGCGCUGCAUUUGGCCAGUGGCUCCCCCUGUCACCUAGGAUGAGUAACUGCAGCAGCCGCGCCCUGACCCUGCUGUCUAGUGUUUUCGGAGCUUGUGGACUUCUCCUGGUGGGCAUCGCCGUCAGCACUGACUACUGGCUGUUCAUGGAGGAAGGGAUUGUGUUUCCGCAGAACCAGACCACCGAGAUAGUCAUGGCACUGCACGCUGGGCUCUGGAGGGUCUGUUUCUUUGCCGGUCAGAAAAAGGGCAGCUGCGUUGCUUCCGAGUACUUCCUAGAGCCCAGGCCUGAUCCUGACCCGGAAGGCCCCCUCGUAACGGAGAACACAGAAAACAUACUUAAGACCAUCCGCACAGCCACCCCUUUCCCUAUGGUCAGCCUCUUUCUCGUCUUCACAGCAUUUGUCAUUAGCAACAUUGGACAUAUCCGCCCCCAGAGGACCAUCCUGGCUUUCGUUUCAGGAAUCUUCUUCAUCCUCUCUGGGCUCUCUCUGGUGGUGGGCUUGGUUCUGUACAUCUCCAGCAUUAAUGACGAAGUGAUGAACCGCCCCAGUGGCUCAGAGCAGUACUUCCAAUACCGCUACGGAUGGUCCUUUGCCUUUGCUGCUUCUUCCUUCUUGCUCAAAGAGGGCGCAGGGGUGAUGUCUGUCUACCUCUUCACCAAGCGCUACGCUGAGGAGGAAAUGUACCGCCCUCACCCAGCCUUCUACCGGCCACGCCUGAGCGACUGCUCCGACUACUCCGGCCAGUUCUUGCACCCCGAAGUGUGGCACCGUGGACGUAGCCCCUCUGACAUCUCCAGCGACGUUUCCAUCCAGAUGACUCAGAACUACCCACCAGCCAUCAAGUACCCUGAACAUAUGCACAUAUCCACCUCACCUUGCUAGACGCACCAGAGAACGAGCUGGACAAGGAAGCCAGCUUUCGCUUGCAGACUAUAUCGUUCUACCCCAACCUGCCUAGGAGACUCCCCUACCAGUGUGGGUUGUCUUCCCCUCUCUAAAGACUCUUUACCACCUACUCUGCUAGAAAUGUCCUCUCUCUCUUUCUCUUUCUUUCUUUCUUUC
This is a messenger RNA of Lacerta agilis (Sand lizard), 1592 nucleotides long. It is a transcript of the gene CACNG7, whose product is annotated as calcium voltage-gated channel auxiliary subunit gamma 7. Bases 567 to 1412 code for a protein of 281 amino acids. The record is from RefSeq and is a predicted model, not a curated record. Gene Ontology annotation, biological process: calcium ion transport; postsynaptic neurotransmitter receptor diffusion trapping; transmission of nerve impulse. Gene Ontology annotation, molecular function: channel regulator activity; voltage-gated calcium channel activity. Gene Ontology annotation, cellular component: AMPA glutamate receptor complex; postsynaptic density membrane. Lineage: Eukaryota; Metazoa; Chordata; Lepidosauria; Squamata; Lacertidae. The transcript is spliced from 7 exons.